This is a messenger RNA of Oryza brachyantha (malo sina), 1177 nucleotides long. RefSeq lists its product as uncharacterized. The coding region runs from base 152 to 688 and encodes 178 amino acids. NCBI's taxonomy places the organism in Eukaryota, Viridiplantae, Streptophyta, Magnoliopsida, Poales, Poaceae. The record is from RefSeq and is a predicted model, not a curated record. The transcript has a single exon.
CCACGGCGGCAAGAUCGAACAGGCGCGGCACAGCAGCAGCAACCCAGCAUUCCAGCAGCGUCAGAAGGAAGGAAGCAGUAGAUAUAUAGCUGCUGCGUUGCAAUCGAUCGAUCGAGGAGACGAGGAAGGAAGAGACAUAGUGCGCGCGGGGAUGGGCAUCUGCGUGUCGUGCGACGUGGCGGAGGAAGGGGCGGCGACGGCGAGGGUGGUGAUGCCUGGCGGCGAGCUGAGGGAGUACUCGCAGCCUGCCACGGCGGCGAUGACGCUGGAGGAGGCUGGUGAGGGGUGGUUCCUGUGUGACGCGGAUGGGGUGGGGUUCGAGGGGCGUGUCGUGGCCGUGGCCGGCGACGAGGAGCUCCGCCCGGGGCAGAUCUACUUCGUGCUCCCCGCCGAGGCGCGGCGCCGCAGCCUCACCCGCGAGGAGGUGGCCGCGCUGGCGGUGAAGGCCAGCGCCGCCCUCGUCAAGGCCGCGACGUCGGCAGCGCCCUCCGCCGGUGGUGGGCGUCGCCGGCGUGGCGCUGUGGCGCCGCUUGUGUUCCCGCUCCCCGAGGAGGAGGAGGAGGACGUCACGGCGGGGAAGGCGGCCGAGCUCAAGCCGGCGGUGGUGCGGAAGCGGCGGGUGGCGUGCCGAGGCGGAAGGGCGACCAAGUUCUCUCCCGACCUGACCGCCAUUCCAGAGGCCGAGUAGAGUGCUCCAGCUCGGCCGCCAUGGCCACACCAACCUCCAAACAGCAAGAAGCAUCAGUGCACUGUCUCACUGGCAGUGGGUCCCACGCCAUGGAAGACGGGUGGGCCCGGCUGCCGGAGCUUGAUCGGACGGCUGAGGAAUCACUGAUGGGGAGUGACUUGAGCUUGAGCUCAUGUUGUGAUAUGUAGCAACCGUAGCCAGCCUGCGUCCGUUCUUGGUGCGGUUAAUUUAGGCGCCAAAAACAUGAGAAGAAUAUGUAGGUAGAUUUAAAUGUAAAUAUUAACGAUACUACCACUAUUACUACUAUAGAUUAUAUGCUGCCAACUGCCAAGUCACCGCCUAAACUCAUAAUGUUUCUGCUACCAUUUGGGGUUGCCUUUUGAACCCUCAAACUGAAAUUGGUGAAUGUCAUGUGGAUCAAAAGUUCAGAACACAGGAGCUAUAAGUAUCAAAUUUUCACUAUUUCCACCAUGCCAUUUCCUCUUAAAU